AGAGUCGGUGCAUCUCGUUCUUCAGUGCUACGUUGUGUCUCAUUUCACUUGUACUCCUUGUAAGGACAUAGCAUCUCAGGAUGACCCUGGAUCUUGUUCUGUCAGAAACACCUGUGACGCAGGAUAUCCUGGCCCGCGAGACUGUCUUCGAGGACACCGUCGCUCAGCAUGUCUUGGACGGCGUUCUCAGUGAGAAACAACGGUUGUUCCUGGAGGAGAAAGACCGAUCUCUGAACGCAGUCAAGGUGAGCGGAUGGUCUCAAUAUUGGAAGGUGGGAGCCGACGGCAAGGAUAAGCGAAAUCUCCAGGAGCGCAAGACGCCCUCCAACGUCAUCCCGUACAAGAGAUGCGAAGUCGUCAAGUACUAUCAAGACCACCCUGUUAGACCCCAUGUCAGUCCCACGUACGCAGGAGCCAAUGUGACGAUGGUCACCUGUCUUGGAGACGGGGUGGAGAGCGCUGGCAACACAUCGAUCAGCUCUCUCGAGAUCAUUCCAAUCGCGCACUUGCAAUGUCCGAAACGACACGACGGGAGAGUGUUAUACUGUCGCGUCUUGACGCUACCCAAGCUCGGUAUUGGCAUAGCAUUCGCCAUUGAGGAUAUCUCCGGUGAUGCUCUCGUGGUCUCGCUCCAAGCCCCGUUUGACAGUCCAGCUUUGACCAAGCCAUUCAAAGAAUGUUGCAAUCUCUUCCCUUGGGGCUCGACCCUGGCCAUCAAGGAGCCAUACGUCCAUUACAGUCUGACUACGGGUCUCCCAGAAAUUCAAGUGGCAGUUUUGACAGAUGUCGUCAUCCUUCCGGGGGAAGUGGUAAUGAAUUGGGCAUUCCGCUGUCCCUUUGUUUGGAGAUACAAUGAUCUGGGACCGCUGCAGUUGAAAGAAACUGCCAACGAGCUGUAUUCGGCUGGAAAGUACGAGGACGCGGAGCAAUUAUACGCCCUUGCUCUCCAAUUCCCGAGGCACAAACUAUCGAUGGACCUGGAAGUUUCACUUCGACUCAAUCGCAUACUUGUUCUCUCCCAUUUACACCGAUAUGGGCAAGUUUUGAGAGAGUGUCUCAUGAUCGAGGACUCGCGACAGAUGAAGGGCAAGAGCAUACUCAGCACCGCACAGUCUCGAAGACUGUACAUUCGCAUGACGGAAGCGGCUCAUCAACUGGGACUCCCAGGACUCGCCCAAGCAAAAUUCAAGAGAUUCCGACAGUUCUGUGACGUCCCACUCACAAGUGACCAAAAAAUGCUCGUCACCAAGUGGUUGAGCUUGCUACCUUCCCAAGGCAGUACCAGCCCAAUGCAGCCCUGCCAGUCGCAGACUGGCCACUCAGAUGGAUCAGAUGGAUGGCCCGCUCAUACGCAGGAGGGAACUGAGCGAAGCGCCAUGACUGGCCCGAAGGCCUUGAACCGACGAUUGGCACUUGAAACAGAGACUCAGGAAGGAGACGUUGUGAUCAUGAAGACCAAAACUCUUACUCUGCUGGUCUCCCCUUCCAAUGGGGUUGCGGUCAGACUCUUCGAUGCUGGUCAAGGUGAUGCGCAUAUAAGACAACCAGAUCACCUCGCUAUCUUCCAUGCUCUCAUCAACAACCCCAUCUUGGGGUUGAGAGCGAAACUGAUGACUCAGGAAGCGAUAGAUAGUGGGAAACGCAUGGAUGAAGCUCAGGAGUUCGCCGCGUUCAAGAGAGGGAUCAACACGAAUGUCGAAGAAAUCUUCCGAAUCUGUGCUGAGCAUGGUAUCUUCUCAACGCAAUCAGACGGAGACACCUCCAAGUAACUAUGCCUUCAGUGGUACUUUACAGCGGGCCAAUGGAAGAGAAGACCCGGUGAGAGUGGAGAUCGCAGAGGGGAGUCGGGAAUUUGGGGAGGAUGGAACUAUGACUAUGGAGUGGAGAGUGGAAGGGCUGUGAAAAGCAAGGUCUGGAGAAGACUUACUAUGAAUAGACGAACACAAGCCUGAAGGCAGAGGGAUGGUGACCGGGCGACGACAGAGCAUGGACCACAGAGGGUUGAAAUGAGUAUAGAAAGCUUUGGUGCAGCUCCAGAGAGGAUGAUGUGUGGAGUAUCUGGAAUUCUCAUGUAGAGGCCGAUUCAACAAAUCGAAGAGGGUCAUACGUCCCUAGACAGCUCGAUGCAUAUAAGAUACAUGAU
Molecule: messenger RNA, 2143 nt
Organism: Kockovaella imperatae
Lineage: Eukaryota; Fungi; Basidiomycota; Tremellomycetes; Tremellales; Cuniculitremaceae
Exons: 6
Coding region: 81-1769 (562 amino acids)
Molecular function (GO): protein binding
Source: RefSeq, a predicted model, not a curated record